Molecule: messenger RNA, 2355 nt
Organism: Salvia miltiorrhiza (redroot sage)
Lineage: Eukaryota; Viridiplantae; Streptophyta; Magnoliopsida; Lamiales; Lamiaceae
Product: U-box domain-containing protein 19-like
Exons: 1
Coding region: 69-2123 (684 amino acids)
Biological process (GO): protein ubiquitination
Cellular component (GO): cytoplasm; nucleus
Molecular function (GO): protein binding; ubiquitin-protein transferase activity
Source: RefSeq, a predicted model, not a curated record
UUUCAAAUCCUUCAAUUUCUCCCAAUCCUAAUCCAAACAAAACCGAAUAGCUUCAUAGUUUUUUCUAAAUGAUUCGAAAAUUCGACCGGCACAGUCGCCGGAUACUGAAAUUCCCGGUGGUCCAUCCCUGCGAGGGGAUAUCUCCGGCGACACUCCUCGAAUCCCUAAUCACUCUCUCACACGACAUCUGCGAUUUCCAGUUCAAACCCUUGGCAUCACAGCGCAGAAACGCCCGCGAAACUCUCCGGCAGAUCUCAAUCCUUUCAUUAUUCUUCGAGGAAAUCCGCGAGCACGCGCCGAGCAUGUCGGAUUCGAUCAUCCUCUGCUUGUCGGAGCUCCACGUCACGCUCCAGAGGAUUCAGCUCCUGCUCUCAGACUGCGCGCGCGACGGCGCCAAAAUGCUGAUCCUGAUGAGGUCCCACUCCGUGGCGACGCAGUUCCGCUCGCUGAUCCGGACCAUCGCGACGGCGCUCGACGUCCUGCCGCUGGACGCGAUCCGCGUCCCCGGCGAUAUCAAGGAGGUUGUGGAGAUGCUGCGGAAGCAGGCGCGGAGGGCGAGGAUGGAAGUCGACGCCGCCGACGAGGCCGCCACAAAGCGAGUGCUGCUCGUCCUCAACCAGUUCGAGAACCGGUUCGAACCCGACCCGUUCAUGAUCAGGCGGGUCCUCGGAUACCUACACAUCAAUUCGUGGUUGGAAUGUCACAAAGAAAUCAGAUUUUUGGAGGAUGAAAUCUGCGCCGGAUAUUUAGAUGGCGACGAGAGGGAGGUGCCGUUACUGAGCAGUUUAAUCGGAUUGUUGAGUUAUUGCAGGGGAGUUCUGUUCGAGGACUACGAUGUGGAAGUAAUAAAUCAAUCAGAUGCGAGAGGUAGCAAUGUGGAGGUGCUUAACUGCUUGAAUCCCGAGGAUUUCCGGUGCCCGAUCUCGCUCGAGCUGAUGACCGAUCCGGUGACGGUGGCGACGGGGCAGACAUACGACCGUGUCUCGAUUCAGAAAUGGCUGAAAUCGGGGAACUUCGUCUGUCCCAAGACAGGGGAGAAGCUGACGAGCACGGAGCUCGUGCCCAACACGAGCCUCAAGAAACUCAUCCAGCAGUUCUGCGCCGAAUACGGCGUGUCCAUGGCCAAAUCGAGCAAGAACAAUCGAGAUAUCUCCAGGACUAUCUUGCCCGGGAGCCCCGCCAAUGCGGCAGCCGUCAAAUUCCUGUCGGAAUAUCUUACACUCAGCCUAGGUUACGGAAAUGACCGGCAGAAGAGCAAGGCGGCCUACGAAAUCCGCCUCCUGGCUAAGUCGAAUCUCUUCAACCGCUGCUGCUUGAUUGAAUCCGGCUCGAUCCCACCUCUCUUAGAAUUGCUCGAUUCAACCGACCCCACAAUGCAGGAAAAUGCGGUUUCAGCCUUGCUGAAGCUCUCCAAGCAGCCGAGAGGCCAGAAAUCGAUCAUUGAAAACGGCGGCCUCAACUCGGUUCUCGCCGUUCUCAAGCACGGCCAGAAACCGGAGUCAAAACAGAUUGCGGCUGCAAUCAUCUUCUACCUCGCUUCAAUACACGAGCAGCGUAAGAAGAUCGGAGAAAACAAGGAAACAAUCCCUUCCUUGCUGGAGCUGAUCAGACAUGGCAACCCCUGCGGUAAGAAAAACGCGGUGGUGGCUCUCUUCGCGCUGCUCUUCUACCACAGGAACCGCGACAGGGCCAUAGCAGCGGGCGCGGUGGCGACGCUGUUAGGCUUGCUAGAGUCUUCAGACAGAGCUGAGGUGAAGACAGACACGCUGGCAGUGUUAUCCAGAUUGGCAGACAGUUUUGAUGGCUCGGCACAGAUCAUGGAAGCGGCGAUUCCAUCAAUCCUUAGACUUCUGUAUGCUAUCGAGACGCAGGCUGGGAAAGAGUACUGCGUCUCGAUCCUGCAUUCCCUCUGCCUCAACUGCGGAGCUGAUGUGGUGUCCGUUUUGGUGAGGGACGCGUCUCUCAUGACGGCGCUCUACUCGCUCGUCACGGAGGGGACGUCGCAUGCGGGGAGGAAGGCGCGGUCGCUUAUCAAGAUCCUGCACAGGUUCUGUGAGACGAGGUCGUCUGAUCACAAGAGGGAGCUCAGGCCAGAACAAGAUCAGUUUGUUGAUGUUUGGUGAUGGUUUGCAACCUCUAUUUUUCUCUGUAAAUACUUACGAAAUAGGCUCAGCAAAAGGUGUAUUGUAUGUAUCUUCAUGGAGGAUUUUGAUUAUGAUUCCUCGUUGUAUUUUUAUAGGUUUUAGCUCGAGUUUUUGGGAGCUAAUACCCUGCAAGGUCCAUCCAUUUUCAGACCUUCAUAGAGAUGUUUGUCCAUUCUUUGCUGUAAUAAUACAGUGUCAUGUUGUUAUAUUA